UGUAUGUGACAUCGGUAACUAGUGAUGGCUUGUAUAGAAUUUACCGUCAACGGACGGAAAUGUUCAGUGGACGAGUCAACGCCGCGCGACACGUCCUUGAACGCGUACCUGCGCUACAUCCUAGCGCUGCCGGGCACCAAAGCUAUGUGUCAUGAAGGCGGUUGUGGCGCCUGCAUUGUGUCCGUGCGCGCGUGUCGCGCCUCCGGUGCUACAGAGACCUUCUCCGUCAACUCCUGCUUGGUGCUGGUGUUUUCCUGCCAUGGCUGGGACAUCACCACGAUCGAAGGCGUGGGUAACCGGCUGACCGGCUACAGUGAUGUGCAGAAACGCAUCGCCGCUUUCAACGGCAGCCAGUGCGGCUACUGUACACCGGGAUGGGUCAUGCAUAUGACUAGCCUGCAGGACAAGCACCUGACGAUGACAGAACUAGAGCGGUCGUUUGGCUCCAACACCUGCCGCUGCACCGGCUUCCGGCCCAUCCUGGAUGCCAUGAAGUCUUUCGCCGUCGAUGCCAGCGCGGACCUCUGUCAGAAGGUAAGCGACAUUGAAGACAUCAAGAUUUGCAGCAAGACGAACUCCAUCUGUGAGCGCCGAUGUUCCGGCUUAAGCGAAGACAGCGACUGGAGCGUGAUCAGCGACCAGCAGUUGGACAAGUUGGAGAAGAAAAAAGACGACAAAAUGAUCUCUUUCACUUUUGGAAAGAAGAAGUUUUUCAAAAUUUAUGACGUGGACGACGUUUUUGAUUUGCUGGACAAGUAUGGCGUGGACUCCUAUAUGUUCGUGGAUGGUAACACUGGAAAAGGAACGGUAGAAACAUUCGAGUAUCCUCGAAUCUUAAUAGACAUUAGUGGAGUAAAGAGUCUGAAAAAGUACGAAUUUGAUCAAAAUUUGAUACUUGGCGCUAACAUGGCACUGGAAGAUUGCAUAACACUAUUCAAGGAAACCGCUAAGUCCCAAAGUGAAUUUUCGUAUUUGGCUGAAUUUGUGAAACAUUUUGAGCUCGUCGCACAUAUUCCGGUUCGAAAGAUCGGUUCCUUGGCUGGUAAUUUGAUGUUGAAGCACGCAAACCCGUCCUAUCAGUCCGACGUAUUCCUGCUUUUGGAGACGGUUGGAGCUGUGGUGGUCAUCAAGCAAAGUAACGGAAAGAAGAAAACUCUUUCGCUGUUAGAUUUCUUGAAGUACGACAUGAGGGGUAUGCUCAUGGUAGCCAUCGAGCUGCCUCCACUGAGUAGCAAAUAUGUGUUUAGAAGCUACAAGAUAAUGCCUCGAAACCAAAACGCCUUAGCCAUCGUCAAUGCAGCCUUUCUUUUCAAAUUAAACCCCAAAACGAAGAUUAUCGAAGACGCCGACAUCUGCUACGGAAACAUUGGUCCUACAUUCGUACACGCGAAAGGCACUGAGGCGUUCUUGAAAGGAAAAAUGGUGUUCAACAAUGUGACAUUGCAGGCUGCUAUCAAAAUUUUGAACAAAGAAAUCGUGCUUAAAUAUGACCCGGCACAGCCUUCCAGUGACUUUAGGAAGAAACUGGCUGUUGGUUUAUUUUACAAGGUAAUCCUGAAUAUCUGCCCGCCCAACGCCCUCAACCCCCGCUACCGCUCGGGCGCCGCCCUCGUCCAACGGCCUCUGUCUCACGGUAGCCAGGAGUUCCAGACUGACUCCUCGCUCUACCCGCUCAAUCAGCCCGUGCCCAAGCUAGAGGCCGCCAUCCAAGCGGCGGGCGAGGCCAAAUACGCCAACGACAUACCUCCGAUGCCGAGGGAGGUGUUCGGGGCCUUCGUACAAUCUACUGUACACUCGGGAGAACUCGUCGGGGUUGAUAGUGGUGAUGUCUUGGAUAUAGAAGGGGUUAUAGCAGUCUACACUGCCAAAGACAUACCCGGCGUAAAUUCAUUCAGCGUGCCAGGAUUCCAACUGCAAACUGAAGAAGAAGAAAUAAUCGUGAGCAAAAACAUUCUGUUUUACGGCCAACCUGUGGCGAUCGUCAUUGCCACUUCAGAAGCCUUAGCUGUUAAGGUCGCGAAGAAAGUAAAAGUGACUUACAAAAAUGUUCCUUCAUCAGCUCCCGUGCUCACUAUAGAUCAAGCGAAAAAAGACAGUAAGAGAUAUGUUGCAAGUGAUACCGCUAUCAAGCCAAAAGGGAAGGGGAGUGAUGUGAAGACGGUCAUAAAGGGCGUGUAUGAGAUUGAGGGGCAGUACCACUACUACAUGGAGCCGGUGACAUGCGUGGUGGUGCCAGUAGACCAGGGGCUGGAAGUGUAUGACUCGACGCAGUGGAUGGAUCUCACGCAGAGGGCUAUUUCGCGAUGCUUGAAUAUGAAUGAGAGCGAUAUCCACCUGAAAGUCCGCCGUAUCGGCGGUGGCUUUGGUGGCAAGAUCAGCCGGAACGUGCGCACUUCAACGGCUUGCGCUCUGGCCGCCAAGCUCCUCAACACACCGUGUCGGUUCGUGGUGCCGCUGCAGACCAAUCUGGCCACGGCUGGCGGCCGGCUGCCCUGCCAGUGCGAAUAUGAGGUCGGCGUGGAUGAUAACGGCAAAAUCCAGUACUUGAACGCAACAAUCGUCGAGGACAACGGCUGUUCCAACAACGAGAAUAUCCUGGCUUACGUUUCUUCGGGCUUUACUAACUGCUAUGUCCCUGAUUACUUUGACGUCAAGAUGGCCACUGUUACAACGGAUACUCCAUCUAACACUUUUGCGAGGGCACCAGGGACUUCCGAGGGCAUGGCCUGCGUCGAGCACAUAAUGGAGCACAUUGCCUUCGCCGUCCAGAAGGACCCGACCGACGUACGCAUCGCCAACAUGCGUACCGACGAUAACGACCUCCCCACGCUCAUCGACACCUGGAAGAAAGAAACUGACUACGACAAACGCCUUCAGAGCAUCCAGGAAUUCAACAAAGCUAACCGCUGGAUGAAAAAAGCCAUCAAAGUGAAUAUAAUGAGCUUCCCAGUAGAAUAUUACGGGAAUUAUUCAGCCAUGGUAUCCAUCUAUCGAGGGGACGGCACGGUAACUGUGACGACGGGAGGAGUCGAGAUGGGCCAAGGCGUCAACACAAAAGUUGCCCAGAUUGUCGCUUACAAACUAGGAAUACCACUAGAAAUGGUUACCGUCCUCCCGAAUUAUUCCUUCACGGCUGCAAAUAACGUAUUCUCUGGUUCUAGUAUUGUCAGCGAGUGCGUUUGUUAUUCAGCUAUCAAGUCAUGCGAUACUCUGAAUGCGAGAUUGCUGCCACUGCGGCAAAAAAUGUCGAACCCGUCUUGGGGUGCGUUGAUCAAGCAAGCUGGGGACGAUCAGAUCGAUUUGACAGCGACCUAUAUGAUGACUGACAAGGAAAACGACUUAGAUUCGUACAGCGCGUUCGCUGUGGCCAUUCUGGAAGUUCAGCUGGACGUCCUGACAGCGAGAUAUGAGAUCUUGCGCUGCGAUAUACUGGAGGAUGUUGGUUUGAGCGUGAACCCUACUAUUGAUAUUUCACAGGUGGAAGGCGCCUAUGUACAAGGUCUGGGUUACUUCACCACAGAGAAGCUAGUGCGCGAUCCGCAGACCGGGCGGCUGCUCAGCAACCGUUCUCUCACCUACCACGUUCCCCUGGCCCUGGACAUACCCGCCGACUUUAGGGUUAAGCUGAGGUUCAACUCCAAGAACACAACCGGUGUAUUGGGCUCUAAAGCGGUAGGGGAGAUGGGUAUCUGCACGGCGCACGGCAUCACGCAUGUACUGCGGCAAUGCAUUCACGAGUCCAGAGCAGAAUCCCGUUACGAUACCAUGAACUGGAUCAACAUUGAUGUUCCAUUCGACACGGAAUCGAUUAUGACAGCUCUAGACGUCCAGCUAGAAGAAUUUCUUAUUACAUAAGUACUUCAAUAAAGUAUUGAAAAACGAUUUAAAGACAUUUUAAAUAUUGUUAUU
This is a messenger RNA of Cydia amplana, 3909 nucleotides long. RefSeq lists its product as uncharacterized. The record is from RefSeq and is a predicted model, not a curated record. Lineage: Eukaryota; Metazoa; Arthropoda; Insecta; Lepidoptera; Tortricidae. The coding region runs from base 25 to 3855 and encodes 1276 amino acids. Gene Ontology annotation, molecular function: 2 iron, 2 sulfur cluster binding; oxidoreductase activity; FAD binding. The transcript is spliced from 18 exons.